UCGACCACAACUGCUUAACUUCCCAAGCUAACUUGUCAUAUCUUGUGGCCAACCUUGAUAUUUUGGAACAUUACUAAUAUAAGUGGACGGUCAUCCCAGCUGAGGAAAUUACUGGACAGCCAUAGAGGACAGAUUUAACAAAUUCUCCCGUUGACCACUGAAAGCGUAGGUGCUGCCAGUAGCCCCACCAAAGAGCAGGAUGUGCCAAUUUCCAUCUACCGGUCCAACCGUGACCAUCUUGUUGCUAGUCAACCUAGCAACAAUUCUGACCGUUACCUCAGAUCAGAAGUUUAACGAAGCCCACUACGAACGUCUGCCUCCUGGUUACUCCUAUGAUUACCUUCAGGCGUCUCCAACAGAACAAUUCUCCACAUCGCGAAGUCUACUGGAGUGUUCCGGCCUCGCUCUAAGCAGCAAAUCAGAAUUCUUUUCUUACAACAAAGACAGCCAUGUUUGUAAGAAUUACUCACCGAAGAAUAUUAUGACAGUCGUCAGAGGAAACGAUAGCAACGAGAUUUCCUACUACAGAAGUAGUGAAUGGAUUAAAACUUAUGCCAUAUCAAUGGGAGCAAAUUCGUUAAUCUAUAAUUCCAUACUCAAUAUAGGAAGUCCUUCAACUUGGAAUGUGGACAAAUGCAAUGGUAUCCAUUGUCCAAAUUUCUUCCGACAUCCAAUACUCGAUAUCUGGAAGAGUCUUCCAAUUAUCAGGAACUUAGCUGAAUUUCCUCGCCUAACCCUUCAAGGAGAUGCUCCAGCAUGGACGCAUCUCAGUGACUGA
Molecule: messenger RNA, 778 nt
Organism: Octopus sinensis (East Asian common octopus)
Lineage: Eukaryota; Metazoa; Mollusca; Cephalopoda; Octopoda; Octopodidae
Exons: 4
Coding region: 200-778 (192 amino acids)
Source: RefSeq, a predicted model, not a curated record